UUAUAAAUGCAACGUCGGGCGGCAGAGUGAAGCAGUGGAGAGGAAGGAGUACGUCAGAGAGACAGAAUGGCGGAGGCAGGUUGAGAAGAGAUAGUGGGAGAGCCAUAUACAGCGUCCGCAGAAGUGUGGAAGCGGCGAGUGUUUCAUCCGUCGUCUGAAACAUGGCCAGUAACCUCAAUAUGGAGAGACAGCAGAGCAAGGGAGCCGAUAGAAGGCACAGCGGUGAUGUUCCUGCGGAGAGUUGCGAUAUUUUGAAGCAUUUGUUGCCCGCCGCGGUCGCAUCCAGUCAAGAUGGCGAACAAGCUGUGUGUGAAGGACUAGCGUCUGAGCAAGAAGCUACUGAAAGACGGAGGAGCGGAGUGUCGGAGCUGAGGCACAACAGUUCUCCCUCGGCAUACCAGCGACCUUUAGAUGAGCUGCCACGGCUAAACUUUCAGAUCCCAAGGAAGAGCAAAGAACGGAAAGCCCUGUUCCAGUACCUCUCCCAGGGGUCGCGCGAGUUCGAGGACGUCGGCAAGAUCCUCUCCUCCUGCUACAGAGACGCCUCCUCGGCUGGGACCUUCUCCUACACCAAGGCCCGACUCGUCCACAGCGAGCUCCUGGAGAAGGACUUCAUUGAGAAGAAAAGGGAGAUGAAACAGGAUGGGCGAACAGACAAAGAGCUAGUGGAGUCCUACUGUUUCCUGCUACCAGACGCCUCUAAGCUUCAUUGGAUCUGUGAGAAGGGCCUGUCUGUAGGGCACACUCGGAUCACCACACUGGGAAAUCCAGCUAUGGGCGUUUAUCUGUCCAAAUACUCCGAUUUGCUCCAGAUCAAUACAUUUGACUUGGGUGCCACGGGCGAUAUUAUUAUAUUCAAAGUUAUGAAGGGAAAAGUGAAAAGCAUAUAUGAGAACAUGUCCAAGAACCUCCUGGAUCCCACGCCCAAAUUCGACUGCCACGUUUCCAAGAACGCCGCCAGGGUGACCUCCCUCCUGUCCUACAGAGGGUUUGAGCUCACGCAGCAAUACUUCUACGAGUACUCCUUCGAUGACAUCAAGCACCGCCCCCGACACGUCUGUCCGUACGCCGUGGUGUCCUUCCUGUACAAAGGCAAAGAGGCCACGCCCCCUCCAAAACCCACUGCCCCCCUCAGGUCGAACUGCAGCAUCUCUGAAGGAAGUAAAGGCGUGGCAGCCAGGAGCAGCUACACUGUGUGGAGCGGGCAGCUGCUGAACGGGGGCAGGGUGGUUUACCAAGUGGGCCUGCGCUCCUCUACCCGCCCCUUCCUCCCCUUCAAACUUCCGGAGAAGCUUGAGAUCGGCACGGUGAUGAAUCUGGAGCAGGUGAAGAGAAAGAUCCCCACAGUGCUGUUCUCCUGGGACACCUACACUGGAGAGCGAGAAGUGCUUAAAAGUGGGAUGUACUGCAGCUUGUUUGAGGUGGUGGAUAAAAGCAAACAUGGCAACAGCCUGACGGCCCUGCUUCAGAAGCUGGAGAGGGAGAGAAUGGUUCUUGUCAACACGUUACUGGAUAAGGGCUUUCUCUUCCUGCUGUCCUCCACUCAGAUGGUCAAUUCCAACGAAAGGAGAGGCGGCUGGACGCGAUGCCUCCAAGCGCUCUUUGUCUUUCAGGAGUCGAGAGGAGUCACAAAGUUCACCUCCAAACGGCCCACCGCCCAUGAGCCUCUGCAGCCGGACCCUCAGCAUCCCAUAAUGCCCCAGCUGGACACCUUCAUCCCGGCGCUGCACUACGCGCUGAUGAAGGUGCGGUCCAACCCGCCGGCGGAUCUGGGCGCGGGGGUGGAGCGGCAGGCGCGGGACUACCUGAGCGGGCGGGACGACGGCAAGGUGCGGCUGUACUACAUGAACGAGUACAAGCAGAACCUGGACGAGCGGGACAAGCUGCACCCCGCGCCCAAGCAGAAGCACAACCUGGAGGCCUACCUGCGCUCCUACAUCUACCGGCCCGACGUCUACCUGCUGGCCGUGGUGCAGGCCCGCGAGAUGGUGGAGAGCCUGCGGAGGGCGCCGGAGUACAGCCCCGUGUCGGACUGGGAGGGCUCGGACGGGCAGGGGCCCGGGGCCACCUCCGCCGGGGCCGCCGCCCAGGCCAACGGGGCCCACGGGGCGCAGGCCGACAACGACCCGGAGAAGAUGCGGGAGCUGCUGAAGCUGAUCCAGAUGUGGAAGAGGAACGAGGGGGAGGCGCGGCAGGUCGGGGAGGCCCGGGACGGGAGGGAAGGGCCGGAGGAGCCCAUCUGGGAGGCGCGCGGACUGAAGAGGAAGCUGGAGGAGGAGGCGGCGGCGGCGGCCAGCACCUUCAAGUACCUGAGGAGGGCGUCGCUUGACAACGGGGAGCACAGCAGAGAGGAAGAGGGCCGGUCGCCCCCCUCCCUGUCCGCGGUGAUGAACUGCAUGGGCAUCCGGGACACGGACCUGCGCAAGGACCAGACCCACAACACGUCCCGGCUGAUGGAGAUGCUGGCCACCCUCAGCAAGGCCAAGAGGAGGUCCAGCGCCGGCCCGCCCGACGGGCCCAUCAGCCCCGAGGGCGGGGCAGGGGGCGGGGCCCGGGAGGGGCCCGAGCUGAGCGAACCACUCCGCUACGACACCAUGAUCAAGCUGGACCUCCCCAGCGGCUGCGACAUCGACCUGCGCGACCAGGCAGGCGAGGAUGACCUGGAGGAUCAGACUGCUGGCAGCAUGAGCAGCCUGGAGGUGUUCAGCCCCUGCUCCAGUAAUGAGCAGCGCCGGGGUGGUGAUAAUGAAGGACAGAUGCCCUGGUUUCUCAUCCCCAUAACCGGUAUAAAGUCGGAGAAGUACUGCCGCAGAGAGGAGGACAACCCCCAAGACCCCCGUUUCCUAAACAACCCGUUGGCGUCCAGCUACAGCGCUGCUGAGAAACCCCACACUUCCCUCUCCCAGCCACCGGAGGACAGUUACCUGACAGUCGGAGGGGAAGUGGAGGAGAUGGAGGUGGAGGAGGAGGCGGCGGCGCUGGUGGAAGGGGGAUCGGAGCCCCUCUGCCCCCUGGGCCGGGACGUCCCCCCCGGCACUCUGGACGGCAUCAUCGACGAGGCGCUGGGCCACUUUUCGGUGGGGAUGCGGGACAUUCUGCGGGAGGGGCGGGUGAGCUACAGCCCGGAGCCCACGCCCAUCCCGCUGGAGCAGCACCAGCAGCUGUGGGCGCCGGGCGUGGCCUUCUCGGAGUACAUCUCGCACUACACGUCCUCCGUCCCCAUCCACGGCUACGUCACCACGCUGUGUGAGCAGAUGAGCUGCCUCGCGCGCCCCAAGGAGAGGACCGCUCCUGCAGACGCGCUGACGAACCGCGCGGGCGUCCAGGACACGGACCUGCGCAAGGACCAGACCCACAACACGUCCCGGCUGAUGGAGAUGCUGACCACCCUCAGCAAGGCCAAGAGGAGGUCCAGCGCCCCUGUGCCUCCUGACACACCUCCUCACACAUCUACUCAUGUCCCUGUGCCUGAUCUGACACCUUCUCACACACCUACGCACACCCCUGCUCACACCUGUACUCCUAUUCCUACUCAUACCCCUGUCCCUGCUCACACACCUACUCACACCCCUGCUCACACCUCUACGCACACCCCUACUCAUGCUCCUGUCCCUGCUCACACACCUACUCACACCCCUGCUCACACCUCUACGCAUACCUCUACUCAUGCUCCUGUCCCUGCUCCCACCCCUGCUCACAGCUCUACUCAUAGCCCUGUCCCUGCUCAUAUUUCUGGUGUUCCCCCUGUGCACACCCUGGUACCUGCUCCUGCCCCAGCAGCAGUACCUUCUCCUCACUCUGACCUGGCCCCAGCCCACGUUCCUCUUGCACCUGCCCUUGGUCCAGUGCCUGCCCCCUCCUCUUCCCCUUGCACUGCCCCUCCGCCCGCCAAAUCGUGGGACUCCCCGCCCCACAGGCAGGCCCCUCACAGUCUACCUCGCCUCGGCACCAUUAAGGACACAGCCCCUCUGACCCCAAAAGCACAGGGGGUCCACAGGAGGCCCCCCCGACAGGAUGGAGGCAGGGCCGUCGCGGAGGUGGAGCCGGACGGAAAGCACCCCACGCCUCUGACUGAAGCCCCUCCCACCUCGAGCCUUCCCCCAGACUCUGGCUCCGCCUCCGGCCCCGCGGCCAUCAGCAGCCUGAUUAGCCAGCUGAAGCCCGAGGUGUUCAGCAGCCUCGUGGAGAUCAUCAAGGACGUGCAGAAGAACGCCGUCAAGUUCUACAUCCACUCUCAGGAGGACAGCGCAGUCUGCCUCGAAAUCAAGGAGUACCUGAUAAGACUGGGAAAUGUGGAGUGCAACCCUCAGGCCUUCCUGGAGAGCAAGAACAACCUGGACAAGCUGCUGAUCAUCAUUCAGAACGAGGACAUCGCUGCUCACGUCCACAAGAUCCCGGCGCUGGUGUCUCUGAAAAAGUUGCCGGCGGUGAGCUUUGCUGGAGUGGACAGCCUGGACGACGUGAAGAACCACACUUACAACGAGCUGUUUGUGUCCGGCGGCUUCAUUGUGUCUGAUGAGUUUGUGCUCAACCCAGACUUCAUCACUCACGAGAGGCUGCUCAGGUUCCUGAAGUUGCUGGAGAAGCAGAGCAGCCCGGAGAACCUGUGGCAGUGGAAGGUGCACUGUAAGACCCAGAAGAAGCUGAAGGAGCUGGGCAGGUUGAACAGCGAUGCUCUGAGCCUCUUGACCCUCCUCACCACCUAUCAGAAGAAGCACCUGGUGGAGUUCCUGCCGUACCACGAGUGUGACGCUCCCUCCCGCCACGCCCCCGAUCUGGACUGCCUGAUCCGCCUGCAGGCUCAGCACACCCAGCACCGCCACAUCCUCUUCCUCACAGAACGGCGGUUUGAGAUGUUCCCACACUACUCCAGCAAUGGCAUUGUGAUUGCAAGCAUCGAUGAUGUCAUGAACAGCUUCCACAGCCUCAUUGGUUUCCAUGACAACGCAGAAGAGCCACCUGCCUCUGACAAUCACUCUCCUCAGACUCCCCCUGCAGUGCUGAAGGACGAGUGUGUGGAGGAGGAGGACAUGUCUCUGGACUCUGAGGAUGACGCCCCCGUGAUCGAGGAGCCCAGCGCCCAGAGUCAGGAAGUGGGCGCGGAGGGCGUGGCCCAACAGCCCCCCCUGCCCCAGAUCCAGGAGUUUCGGCCACCCCUCCCCGAGCAGGAGCACCUGUCCUUCCUGCAGGCGUGCUCCGGGGAGGGGCCGAAGCCGCUGGACUUCGCGGCGCUCAAGUCGGCCAUCUCGCAGUUCAAGGCCUCCGGCCAGGGGCAGCCCCCGGAGUACGAGGUGGGCGGGUCGUCGCCGGGGGCCUUCAACGUCAACCCCCACCAGAGCUUCCUGUGCCCGUCGCUGCUGCCCACGUCCUACCAGGGCGCCGGCAGGUACGCGGGCCCCCCGCCGUAUCCCAGCUCCCCCUGCAGCGUGACCCAGGAGCCGGCCCUCGGCCCGGGGCAGGACGACGUGCGUUCGGCCGCCGGCCCGGCCCCCUCCCAGGACAGGACGAGCCACGCCCCCGGGAGCACCGCCCUCGGCCCCCAGGGCCUGGUCGCCACGGCGACCAGCGGGGCGGGCGGGGCGCAGCACGGCUGGGGCCACGUGGGCGGGGUCAGCAGCGCCUGCGGCACGCCCACCAGCCAGGACGACGGGGCACUGGGUCCCGCGCUGGACGCCCCGCGGGGGAACAGCGCCUCAGGGACUCCCAACAGCCAGGGAGGGGCCACGCCCAGCUCGGCCGGCUUCAGCGCGCAGGGGCCCGCCAGAACAGCCAACCAGGCGGGCGGCAGCACGCCCAGCAGCCAGGGCAGCCAGGGCAGCCUCACCCCCGUGCCCAGCAAGGUCGCGGAGAAGGCAGCCGCCCCCACGCCGGCCCCGGCCCCGGCCAGAGGGGGCGCUCACGGCUCAGGCCUGCUGCCCUUCCCCCACGGGGUGGGCAGCGUGAACGGCAGGGGGCGGGGGGGCGGACCGGGUCCCGUCCCUUUUGACUGCUCGUGGGGGAACGGGGCCGUGGGUUACAGGGGACUCCCUCCCGGCAGGUCCAGACCCAGGGGCUGCAGGGAGCUGAGGGGGGGGCCCUGCAUUCGGGGCUUCCCUCAGGGCAGGGGGCGGGGCCACCCCGGCGGCUACUACACAGACUUCACACAGGACACCUACCUCUCCUGGGGGGAGGAGCAUUGGUCCCCGGGGGACGGCUACGGCACUCACAGAGAUGGCUAUAAUGGCUGGUGAGCCAGCAUUGAAUGUACAUAGUUAAAUCUUCAGAGCGCUUUAAAUGGGGAAAAAAGAAAUGACUCACAGGAUCCCUUGUUUUCUACCAGAGAGAGAGAGAGAGAGAGAGAAGAGGAAAAAAUGAAAAGAUACAGGCCAGCCCAGUGUCCUAUUGUCUGGUGGAUGCUCCUCAUGUUUCAAAAAUCUUGUUCAGACCACUAAAUUUGUAAUUGCCAAGAUUGUUUUAUUGCCUUCAAACGAUUCUGUUGUUAUGUAUUUGUUUUAUGUUUUUCCUCCCAGUCUCUGGGGGGUGGGGGUGUGCACAAUGUGUCAUCUCUUCAUCCUCACACGGCUCAACCAGGUGAUGUUGUCGGCUGCUGGUUUUUAAUUUUAUUUUUUUCCCUUUUUAAAAAAAAAAUAAAAAAUACUAGGUUGUUCAAAAUUGUUGGAACUUUCUAUUAAAACAUGCCUGUAUCAAACCUCUGGGUUUUCUGUUGGACGCUCCAGUUCAUGUAAGGGCAGACCGGCCUGGAUUCUGUCAGUUGAAGGUGUCCUCAAAUUUGACUGCAAAAUAAAUGAAGUAACACGCCCUGUUUACAUAGCACAUGCAGCUGACCAUUUGGAUUUCUUCAUGUCCAAUAACUGCAGAUCUGGAUAAAUUGAAUCCACAUCUGAUUCCUUUAGUUUAAACUAGUCAUCAAAUACGACUUGAGAGUCACAAAAAUGGAAAUAUAACAUGAAAAGCAUGAACGUUUUUUUUUAUCUGCAACAUUUUGAGUUCAGUAGUCACAAAUGUUACCUCAUGAAAUUGUUCAUCGAGGGGGAAAAAAACACUAAAUCUAAGUCGAACUUGAGGACAUGGGAUGGAUGGAAUGCAGUCCAGUCUAGUCUGAAAUGUGAUUAUGAGUGAACGUGCAUUUCCAGUGAGGGGGUUCAACAUGUGAAGGGAAGAAUAAAAGAAUUACCAACA
Messenger RNA from Anguilla anguilla (European eel), 7179 nucleotides. It is a transcript of the gene tasora, whose product is annotated as transcription activation suppressor a. NCBI's taxonomy places the organism in Eukaryota, Metazoa, Chordata, Actinopteri, Anguilliformes, Anguillidae. The record is from RefSeq and is a predicted model, not a curated record. Gene Ontology annotation, cellular component: heterochromatin; nucleoplasm. The coding region runs from base 162 to 6230 and encodes 2022 amino acids. Gene Ontology annotation, molecular function: chromatin binding. Gene Ontology annotation, biological process: protein localization to heterochromatin; negative regulation of gene expression, epigenetic. The transcript is spliced from 23 exons.